CGGUAAAAUCUUAACCUCAAAACUGUGAAUGUGAUUUGGGUAUGUCGCCGCUCGAGUAAUCAAAAUACUCAACGAACAAUAUAUGGCACAAGCAGUGUUUCAAAUGCCAGGGCUGUGGCAUGACCCUCAAUAUGAGGACGUACAAAGGUUUCAACAAACAACCAUAUUGCGAGGCACAUAUACCAAAGGCAAAAGCGACGACAAUGGCAGUGACGCCAGAACUGACCCGCAUUGCCGAGAAUACGAAGAUCCAAAGUAACGUGAAAUAUCAUGCCGAGUUCGAGAAGGCGAAAGGCAAAUUUACCCAGGUCGCCGACGAUCCAGAGACCAUGCGAGUCAAACAGAACAGUAAAAUCAUUUCGAACGUCGCCUACCACGGUGAGCUCGAGAAGAAGGCGAUAAUGGAACAAAAGAGGACCAUGACCGGUGAAAACGGUGAACAGAUUGAGUACGUCGAGUACACAGACGGCACGAUCGCGCCCGCGAGCAGCGUGAACGCGAACCUGCCGGCGCCGCCGGUGACGCGGACGGCGGUGUCGCCGGUCCAGCAGCGGACACCCGGGAGGAUCGCCGAUUACGAUCCACUGAGCGAAGCGAGGCCGAGUCCCUACUCGGCCAGGCAAGCCGCCACCACCGUCAUCUACACGAGCGACAAGGGUGCAGUGACGAAUCCGCCAACGAGAAAAAUUGGUUCUGUUGCUGAUAUUGAUCCCGUAAACGAAUAUUAUGGUUCACUUACACCAGCCACAAACAACAAUCACGUCCCCCAACAUCAGCCGCCACCACCUCCAGCAAAUACAGGACGCGUCUAUCGAGCAAUAUACGAUUACGAAGCUCAGGAUCACGACGAAGUGAGUUUCUGCGAUGGAGAUCUGAUAAUAAACUGCACAGCCAUCGACGAGGGAUGGAUGACUGGUCUGGUGCAGCGCACAGGACGACAUGGAAUGUUGCCAGCAAAUUAUGUCGAACCAGCUCAGAUUUAGAUUUCGCUUGUCCACCGGUUUUCGUUCACCUUAGCGUUUACAUUACAUUUCUUACGCGCCGAAUGAGUUAAGUAAGGAUGUCGAUUAUACAGAUGCAAGCCAACGCGUUAAGCAAAAUACUCGACUUGUUCAACCGAUUAUUUACGAUCAUUUAAUUUCUUGAGGGCAGUGCCACCUGGACCUUUCUUUCGACAUAGAGAGAUUCUUUCACUACCCGAGGAUCAAUAAGCACGUGUUCGCGAUUUGUUACGAAUAUGUAUGUACGCUAUAGCCGAUCUCCCUGGUAGAGCUGGUUUUCUUCUUUUUUUUC
Ceratosolen solmsi marchali is the source of this 1293-nucleotide messenger RNA. Its product is annotated as LIM and SH3 domain protein Lasp-like. The record is from RefSeq and is a predicted model, not a curated record. Gene Ontology annotation, cellular component: focal adhesion. NCBI's taxonomy places the organism in Eukaryota, Metazoa, Arthropoda, Insecta, Hymenoptera, Agaonidae. Gene Ontology annotation, molecular function: actin filament binding. The transcript has 6 exons. The coding region runs from base 120 to 983 and encodes 287 amino acids.